Molecule: messenger RNA, 1173 nt
Organism: Durotheca rogersii
Lineage: Eukaryota; Fungi; Ascomycota; Sordariomycetes; Xylariales; Xylariaceae
Product: ribosomal protein L36-domain-containing protein
Exons: 2
Coding region: 181-534 (117 amino acids)
Biological process (GO): ribosome biogenesis; translation
Cellular component (GO): mitochondrial large ribosomal subunit; ribosome
Molecular function (GO): structural constituent of ribosome
Source: RefSeq, a predicted model, not a curated record
GAAUCGCAGCGCCAAGACCUGGUUUUGACUCGGCGCCUUAUCUCCUUCGAGACAGAAUCUCUAAAACUUCGUUCAUACAACCACCAGUACUAUCAAGAUUGCAAUCGUUCCCGGAUUCUAUCACUAGCCAUCGCGGAACUUGAAUAUUUGCUGGCGUGGGAUCCGCCCGCUCUCGCAACCAUGGCGUGCCCGUCUCUCCCCUCGCUCCGACUGCUGCUGGCCUUCCGUCCGACUCUCGCCGCCCGAUCCGUCACGCGAGCGCAGCAGCACACCCGCCACCUCUCCCAGAUGAUUAUCGCCUCAUGCGUGCCACGGCCCACGGCGACGAGCCCGGCAACGGCCAUAUAUGCGCCAGGAUUAUGGCAGCGUCUCGCGCGACAGCAGCAACAGACGAGAGGCAUGAAAGUUCACAGUUCGGUCAAGAAACGAUGCGAGCACUGCAAGGUCGUAAGGAGAAAGGCCGGUAAGCGGCAUCGCGGUUACCUGUAUAUCGUCUGCAGCGCGAAUCCGAGGCACAAACAGCGCCAGGGUUAAUCCGGGGUAGAGAUCGGUGAAGCAAAAGAAAGGGAUGGCACGCCAACCAAGGAAUUGCCGUUAGCUUCCGAGACCCGUCUCAACCUGGAGGAGUACCACCUCGAGCUAUUUCACGUCAUAUUCCACCAAUAUACCUCUCCAUGUUCUCCCACUCUGUCCUGCCGGUUGAUAAGAGAAAGCGUAUAUGGGCUGCAUCGCUGACGCCGCGAUGCCGCUCCAGUUCAGACCGUGCAUAGUUGCGCGCCUCGACGCGGGUCGCCCGGUCGCUAAUCCGCCUCGUGCCCCGUAAGACUCUUCGGUAGAGAGAGAGAACGCUCGAGCGCAAAAUGAACUGGCGGUUGCGAUCAGCUUGGAAGACCGUCGGCGUAGCUACGGUAGGUGAUGUUGUGUCCUAGGAACGGAGGCGGGCUAGACAUACGUGAUCUAAGCUCAGCGUUGCACCGAGACUGCUCUUGGGUAGAUUUGUUCCAUAGGCUCGGAUCGCGAUAGCAGACGAUGCCUUCAUCCUGCUUCGAACAGAGAGCGAGUUAGGGUUGCCGAGGCGCAGAAACCGGGUUUCGGGAGAGUGACUUAUAUACCCACCUUUACAUUGUUCAUAUUUUAUAAUAAAACUACGAAAUAAACAAGGUUGUCAAGUAA